AAUUUGGAUCUUAGAUUUACCCUAGGAUGCCCACCUAGGCUCUAAGCAAUGGACAUUAACCAGAUGCAAUAAUAAAGUAAUACAAGCAAAAUUUCUCAAUGCCCACCUGAAGACACUGUUUUAUGUCAAUUGAAGGAACAUGGAAGCAGUGGCAAGCCACAAAUGAGUGAGCUACCACCUCAUGUCAAGCAGUAGAAGAUGCCUUCUACUCCUAGAGCAAUGCAAGACCAUGAAACAACUGAAGCAAACCCAUGCGCAAAUCAUCGCAGGUGGUCUUGGCCAAGAUAGCUUUGCACUCAGCCGGCUUAUGGCCUUCUGCUCCCACCCAAUCAGUGGAAACCUGGCCUAUGCUCAACAUCUCUUCCAACACAUCCAAAACCCAACUCUCUGCAUCCGAAACACCAUGAUCAAAGCCUUCUUACUCAAAGAAAAUUGCACCAAACCCUUGGAUAUUUAUCACAGUUUAUUGCAUGAUGGCCUUUGUCCGGACGAUUAUACUCUUCCUUAUGUGCUUAAAGCCUGCGCCAAUCUUCCGGACAUUAGAACUGGAUCGGUGGUCCACACUCAUGUCGUAAAGCUGGGAUUUUUAGCCGAUAUAUAUGUUAGCAAUACACUGAUAUCAAUGUACAUGGCCUGCGGCAACUCAAGAGCGGCGAGGGAAGUGUUCGAUGGAAGUCCCCAACGAAAUGCCGCAACAUGGACUGUAAUGAUUUCAGGGUAUUCCAAGCUGGGGGAAGUUGCGGCAGCUCGUGAGAUCUUUGAUGAUGCACCCGGGAAGGAUAGGGGGAUAUGGGGCUCCAUGAUUUCUGGUUAUGUUCAGAAUAACUGCUUUAAGGAGGGGCUGGUGAUGUUUCGGCUAAUGCAAGCUGAAGGACUAAAGCCAGAUGAAGUUGUGAUAGUGAGUGCUCUCUGUGCUUGUGCGCAGCUUGGUGCAAUGGAUCUAGGAUCAUGGAUUCAUCGUUAUUUGAAUUUGGUUGGUUUGCAAUUGAGUGUUCGGUUGGGGACUGCUCUUAUCGACAUGUACAUGAAAUGCGGGAACUUGGUGUUGGCUAAGAAGCUCUUUGAUGGGAUGCAGAAAAGAGACACUAUAUGCUGGAAUGUGAUGAUUUUAGGCUUGGCAAUGCAUGGGGAUGGAGAGGGAGCGAUGGAGUUUUUCCAUAGGAUGCAGAAGGAAGGGUUGAGACCUGAUGACGCCACCUUUAUUGCGGUAUUGGCUGCUUGUAGUCAUGCAGGCUUGGUGGAAGAAGGUUUAAAACUGUUUAAUAGCAUGAAGACUUGGUACCACAUUGAGCCUAGAAGUGACCAUUAUGGGUGUGUGGUAGACUUUCUUGGUCGAGCUGGGCGCUUUGAAGAGGCUAAGGAAAUUAUUGAAAGGAUACCCAGUUCAAGCAGUCCGACAGAGAGAGCGGUUCAUUGGAGGGCACUGUUGAGUGCUUGCUGGAACCAUGGGGAAACCAAAUUGGCUGAAAUGGCAGCUGAACAUCUUUUACAGUUGGAAGUCCACAGUGGAGUCUAUGUUCUGCUCUCAAAUAUUUACGAGAAUUAUGGAAAACAUGAUUAUGCCAGAAGAUUAAGAAAAACUAUGAAGCAUGGAGGAGUGCAUAAAUUGCCAGGCUGCAGCUCUAUAGAACUCGGUGGAUGUGUUCAUGAGUUUGUUGCAGGUAAGCAGAUACACCCACAAAUGGAAGAAGUACACAGGGUAUUGGGGAGACUGAAUGACCAGCUGACAUGUCCAGAAUGCUGAAAGCUGAAUGGCAAUGUUCACGAAACCUAUUGACUAAACGAGUAUUCUGUAAUCAUACAGAGACUAGGUGAAUUUGCAGGUUCAGUUAAAUUUAGAUGCUAGACUGCAUGAAGUAUGACAUCUUCUCUGUUAAUACAAUACAUUUGAUCACAAAAAAUGACUUUCUAGUUUCUGUAAAGUUCAAAUCUUUGAAAUGGUAGCUUUGAAUAACCUUUCCAGGAUAGGCUACUGGAUAUUAACCUAUACAACUUUAUUCCUUGGACAUCUUGUUGCAAUUUUGUCAUUUUUUCUAUUAUCUUUUAGGGUCUUAUAAAUGACUUUUCUGCUUUGAAGG
Messenger RNA from Elaeis guineensis (African oil palm), 2078 nucleotides. RefSeq names its product pentatricopeptide repeat-containing protein At5g66520. Gene Ontology annotation, biological process: RNA modification. Lineage: Eukaryota; Viridiplantae; Streptophyta; Magnoliopsida; Arecales; Arecaceae. The record is from RefSeq and is a predicted model, not a curated record. Gene Ontology annotation, molecular function: protein binding; RNA binding.